AUGGGUGCUGAAGUCCAGACGGAAUCGAUCCCACCAGCGGCCGAUAACAUUAUGUCGAAUCUUAAUUCCGAAGAAGGGACAGCCAACAAACAGUCAGUGUCUGGCGAUGAUGGAACACCAAAUGGAACGAUGGCGUCCCUAGGGCGACGGGCUUCAAUGGCGGCAACGACAGGCGGUAUCCAUAACAGAGAUGGGCUCGCAGGCCCGAAACGCAUCAGAUACAGGAUCUAUUACAAAGACGAGCAAGGAGCUAUAGUGGAGAAGUCCCAGUACAGGACAUCCAAGCCGGACAUCACGCCUGAUCCUGAAGAAGAGGCCGAUAAAGACGAAGACGAGUACACCAUCCAGCCUGAGGCCGUAUUCGACAUUAUAACGCAUGUCACUAUUCGUGAUGUCGUCGCUACAGAGUCAGUGAGCACCGAAGCUGCUGCGGCAGGCGCUGCUGGAGAAGGAGCGCUUGCUGAAGGUACCGAGAAGCCGCGAAAGACAUUCAAGAUCCGGUCCAUUGAUACGUCGCAAAUGGUCAUUCGCUCCAAGCCGCUCAUUGAGGCCAUCCGGGCUGUCGUUACCUAUUACCCUGGCCAAGAGCUAGGUGGCAACACCAUAACGGUCGAAGAGCCUUAUUACAUGUUGCUCCACCAUCAGAACGAUCUUCGUGAGUAUUUUAGAAAGGAAUCGGAAAACUCCGACAACGCAUCAGCAGGACCCGACAAUACGAACGGCGAACCCGCCAAAGGCGCGGAUACUCAGGGAUACCACGACUUCAAAGUCUUACAAGCAUACCUCGAUGCCGUGUGGAAGAAGAAGAUUGAUCGAGAGAUAUUAAGAUACAAGGAAUCCCCUCCCAAGGCAACAUUCGACAUGCUCUGGAGGCUCUUCAAGCCUGGAAGUCGCGUAUUCGCGAAGGACGAUUUCCGUGAUUCGGAAGAGAAGUUAGCUGGCUUCAUUGUCCGGUCCUUGACCUUGGAUGGGCUGAAUAGCCCGGCGCCACGCCUACACAUUCGCCUAUGGUACUUGGAUAACAUCGGUAACUUCAUCGAUCGAACUCCUCUGAGUGUCACGAUAAACUCAUACGAAGGGGCAAAGGACAUUACAACGUUGCCGGUGUAUCCUGUUGAGAUAAAAGAGGGCGAUUUCACCAUAAAUCUCAACUCUGAUUUGGAGGCUCAUCUCAUCGAGAGAGGGAAACGAUGCUGGAAGAUCCUUGAGGCUGUUUUUGAAAAGAAAUGCCUCGAGGUUAAGUACAAUGGCCCCGUUAUAGGCGGGAAAUCCGAGCACUACAAAGGAAGGGCAGUGGUGGAUCCGGUAGCAUACUUUGCGAGUGAAGGUGCUAUGCCGAUGCCAGAGUUCAUCACGAGCGACAAUGACGUGGAAUACACCGAAAACUCGUACUGGAACGACGAACCGAUCGGCUCGAAAAAGAGGGGAAGGUUCGCGAGCUAUCAAAACAUCUCAUCCGAAUAUAAGAGGAAGCAUGACCUAGAUGAUGGUCACUUCUUUUUGUUUGCUCGGCGUCUUGGAGGUUUCGUCUUGAAGACAAGGCAGUUCCGCAUGCUCGAUAUCAACUACAUCGAGGAACUGAAGAAGAGCGACGCACAUAAAAAUCUUCAGAUACCGGAACGCCGCCUGCAGAUGAUCAGGGCUCUUACUGAAAAGGUCGGCGGUGUAGGGGGAAAGAGCUGGAGCGCAGACACCAUUGAGGGGAAAGGAGAGGGCCAGAUCUUCCUACUACAUGGCCCUUCUGGUGUUGGCAAAACUUAUACGGCUGAGUGUAUCGCCGAGAUGACUGGGCGACCGCUCCUCUCCCUCACCUGUGCGGAUAUUGGCACCGAUGAGACGCAAAUGGAGAAAGAACUCGCCAAAUGGUUUCGUCUCUCCGAACAAUGGCAAGCUAUCCUUCUUAUAGACGAAGCCGAUGUCUACUUCGAGAAACGCGCAAGUGGGCAGCUGCAGAGAAACAGUCUGGUCUCGGCUUUCCUCCGUUCCAUGGAAUACUACCAUGGUAUUCUCUUUUUGACGACCAACCGACUAGGCCACAUCGACGAUGCUAUUCUCAGCCGCAUUCAUCUCAUCAUUGAAUACGAAGAACUGACCGACGAAACCCGGGAAAAGAUCUGGCAGCAGUUCUUUAACAAGCUGCGUAAGGAGCAGGAGAACUUCGAUAUCGAUCCGCGUUUAGAAUCCUAUGUUGAACGCGAUGAAGCCCUACUCACGCUGAAGUGGAACGGGCGAGAGAUUCGAAACGCAUUCCAAACUGCCGUGGCGCUUGCCGAACACGAGGCCAGGACAGCAGAUCCUCCCAAGAAGACUGUGCUUGUGAGGCAGGCACACCUGGAGCAGGUGGUCAAGAUGUCAGCGGCUUUCAAGUCGUACAUGGAGAAUUUCAAGGGGAGCGAGGCAAAACGCGCUUUCAUGGAUGGUGCGCGCAUGGAUGAGGCAAUCAGGCAGUAUGCGAAGGAUAGGAAGAAGCUGUUGGAUAAUGCACGGAAGCUUGCUAAAGGAUAA
Westerdykella ornata is the source of this 2505-nucleotide messenger RNA. RefSeq names its product P-loop containing nucleoside triphosphate hydrolase protein. Lineage: Eukaryota; Fungi; Ascomycota; Dothideomycetes; Pleosporales; Sporormiaceae. The transcript is spliced from 10 exons. Gene Ontology annotation, molecular function: ATP hydrolysis activity; ATP binding. The coding region runs from base 1 to 2505 and encodes 834 amino acids. The record is from RefSeq and is a predicted model, not a curated record.